Messenger RNA from Lagopus leucura (white-tailed ptarmigan), 2875 nucleotides. RefSeq names its product signal recognition particle 68 (gene SRP68). Bases 1 to 1809 code for a protein of 602 amino acids. The record is from RefSeq and is a predicted model, not a curated record. Gene Ontology annotation, biological process: SRP-dependent cotranslational protein targeting to membrane. Gene Ontology annotation, cellular component: signal recognition particle, endoplasmic reticulum targeting. The transcript is spliced from 16 exons. Gene Ontology annotation, molecular function: signal recognition particle binding; 7S RNA binding; endoplasmic reticulum signal sequence receptor activity. NCBI's taxonomy places the organism in Eukaryota, Metazoa, Chordata, Aves, Galliformes, Phasianidae.
AUGGCGGCGGAGCGGCAGGGCGGCCGCGGCGGGGCGGAGGAGAACAAGGAGAACGAGCGGCCGGCGGCGACGCGGAGCGACGGCCUCAGUGACAGCCUGGGGUUGGAGAUCCUUCAGAUUGUGAAGGAGUCCCAGCAGCAGCACGGCUUACGGCAUGGGGACUUCCAGAGGUACAGGGGUUAUUGCUCCCGGCGGCUGAGGCGGCUCCGAAAAACUCUCAACUUCAAGAUGGGGAACAGGCACAAGUUCACUGGGAAGAAAGUAACAGAAGAGAUUCUCUCAGACAACAGGUAUUUGCUGUUGAUUCUGAUGGAUGCAGAGAGAGCGUGGAGUUACGCCAUGCAGCUCAAACAGGAGGCCAACACGGAGCCUCGCAAACGCUUCCACCUGCUGUCCCGCCUGCGCAAGGCUGUGAAGCAUGCUGAGGAGCUGGAGAGGCUGUGUGAGAGUAACAGAGUGGAUGCCAAAACAAAGCUGGAAGCUCAGGCAUACAUGGCUUACCUCACAGGGAUGCUUCGUUUUGAGCACCAGGAGUGGAAAGCAGCAAUGGAGGCUUUCAACAAGUGCAAGACCAUCUAUGAGAAGCUGGCCAAUGCUUUCACAGAAGAACAAGCUGUGCUGUACAACCAGCGUGUGGAGGAGAUCUCUCCCAACAUUCGUUACUGUGCCUAUAAUAUUGGUGACCAGUCGGCUAUGAAUGAGCUGAUGCAGAUGAGGCUGAGGUCUGGUGGCACUGAAGGCCUUCUUGCUGAAAAACUGGAGGCACUGAUUACCCAAACUCGAGCAAAGCAGGCAGCCACAAUGAGUGAAGUGGAGUGGAGAGGAAGAACUGUUCCUGUGAAGAUAGACAAAGUGAGGAUCUUCUUGCUGGGCCUGGCAGACAAUGAGGCUGCCAUUGUCCAGGCAGAAAAUGAGGAGACCAGGGAACGUUUGUUUGAGUCUUUGCUCAGUGAGUGCAGAGACGCCAUUCAGGCGGUGCGGGAAGACCUGAAACCAGACCAGAAGCAACGGGAGCACUCUCUGGAAGGUGAUUCUGGGAAGGUGUCCAACAUACAGUACUUACACAGUUAUCUGACUUACAUCAAGCUGUCCACCGCCAUCAAGCGCAAUGAGAGCAUGGCAAAGUCCCUGCAGAAGGCACUGCUGCAGCAGCAGCGCUCAGAAGAGGAUGGCAAACGCACCCCACGGCCUCAGGACCUGAUCCGCCUCUAUGAUAUCAUUCUACAGAACCUCGUGGAACUGACACAGCUUCCUGGCCUGGAAGAGGACAAGAAUUUCCAAAAAGAGAUUGGAUUGAAGACGCUUGUGUACAAAGCUUACAGGUGUUUCUUCAUUGCACAGUCCUAUGUACUGGUCAAGAAGUGGAGUGAAGCUCUGGUUUUAUAUGAAAGAGUGCUGAAAUACGCUGGUGAAGUUCAGUCAGGAGCUGGAGCUUUUACAAACAGCUUGAAGGAGCUGCCUGACGUGCAGGAUCUGAUCACUCAAGUCAAUGCAGAAAAAUACUCCUUGCAAGCAGCAGCUAUAUUGGAUGCAAAUGAUAAUCAUGAGACUGAGUCUCCGUCUCAGGUCAAGGAUGGCAAGCCACUCUCAGAACGGUUUGAGACCUUCUGUCUGGAUCCUUCUCUGGUCAGCAAGCAAGUCAGCCUCGUGCACUUCCCUCCGGGCUUCCAGCCCAUCCCAUGCAAACCCUUGUUCUUUGACCUGGCCCUUAAUCAUGUUGCUUUCCCACCUCUGGAGGACAAGGUGGAGCAGAAGGCCAAGAGUGGCCUCACGGGAUACAUAAAGGGCAUCUUUGGAUUCAAAAGUUAACCAGGACCCCUCUGAGGAACAGAGGUUUUAAUCUGUGUUGAAGGAGAAGCUCCAAGAGGUUGUAGGACAUAAACAUCUGCACCUGAAACCAACAGAGGGGGAGGCUUUGCCAUCUUCUUCCCUGUGUUCUGUGUGUAUGUCUGUGCACUCACACUCUCUCCUGGUGUAUUAAAGACAAGCAAUCUGUUCAGACACUUAAGUACACUAUAAAUAGCUGAAAAUUGGAGCACAGACACAUGGCAUUCUGCUCGGAGGAGUUGGAGUGUGCUUUGUGGCUAUGCUGGGGGUCGGUACACGUUCACUUACAAGGCACAGGCAUAACUUGAUUCUCCCCCUGCACUGUUAUUUGGCAUGGAUUUUGUUCCAGAAAUUUGGGUAUGAUGGGGAAAUGAGGUGACACUGGAACAGUAAGCUGAGGCUGCCUACACAGCGUGUGGAAACAGCCAGGGGGGGCUGCUCCUUGCCUUUCAGCCCCCAGCCCCUGCUGAGGAUCAUGUAUAGUUAUGUAAAGAGGAAUUUCUUUAUUGUUUAACAUUCAGCAGUCACAAACCAGAGCCUCUUUCCUUAUCAGUAAGGAUGGUAACUAUUGUAACAAAUGCUAAUGGUUACCCCUGUUGUGUUGGCUUGUAACUGGAGUUUGUGCUUGGGGCUGAUAGGGUUGUUCUUUGUUGAUCCACGCUCUGUUAGGUGACUAAAUGCAGUAUCAAACCCAUUGCUGCAAGGCUUUUCUUGGGAAGCUGCAGCUUCGUGGGUGUCUGUAGGGAUAGCUGCUUCAUCUUCACGGGAAGCUGGGGCUCUGGGUGUUCAUUCUAUCUCUGAUCUAAACCUUGUCUGUUGCUUUUUCCUCAUCCUUUGCUGGUAGAUGUACCUGACAGCAGAACUAAGCAACUGCUGGGUUCUUGAGUGAUGGCUCUUGGUUCUCCUGAAGCAGCUGGGUGCUGUGGUGAUGGGCACUUCCAGAAUGCCAGUAACUCCAUAAUCACAUUCAUUGAAGAGGGAUGGGGGGAGGGAAAAAAAAAAGCACAUGGGCAGAACUGGUCCUAAAUAAAGUGUUUGGAAGCUCUCA